CGCGCGCUCGAGGGCCCGACCCGCCCCAGCCUCCGGACUUGUCGCACCCGCCCCGCCUCUCUCUUUGAAAUAGCGGGCCGGGUGACGCUUCUUUGGCGCGUGCGCAUACGUAAACACAGAUUAGCGGUGAAGCAUGCGUAAUUGAGAUAAAGGCUCUUUUAAAAAAAAAAAAAUGGUUUCAAAGACCCAGGCUCUGCGCAUGCGUCUGUUUGCUGAAGCCUAUCCUCUGGGCCCAGGAUCUCUUCGUGCACAUGCGCAGAAGACUCAAUGACAGUCGCGCGUCGGCUAAGGCUCUGGGAAAGGGGGCUGGCCAUGUUGCAUGUGACCUGGGGGUCCAAGGUCCGAGUAUGGUCCCUGGUGCCUGCUCUUCUUGGGACUCCCCGGGCUCUGUCGUCCCUGGCGAACAAGAUGGGGGUGUACCGAAAGAUGUGGAACCCCACGGAGCCCCGCGACUGGGCCCAGCAGUACCGCGAGCGCUUCAUUCCAUUCUCCAAGGAGCAGCUGCUCCGCCUCCUGAUACAGGAGUUCCACUCUAGCCCAGCAGAGAGAGCGGAUUUGGAGGCAUUCUCAACUCACGUGGACUUCUGUACCCUGUUUCACUACCAUCAACUCCUGGCCAGGCUGCAGGCCUUGUAUGACCCCAUCAACCCUGACAGGGAGACCCUGGACCAGCCAUCCCUUUCUGAUCCCCAGCGUCUGUCCAGUGAGAAGGAUGUGCUCCAGGCUCUGAAGCCCCUGCUGGCCCAGGCCAACUUCUCUGCACUCUCUGAAGAUGCCCUGGCCUACGCACUUGUCGUCCAUCACCCUCAGGAUGAGGUCCAGGUGACAAUAAAUUUGGAUCAGUAUAUCUACAUGCAGUUCUGGGCCUUGGGGCAGAGAGUUGGGCAGAUGCCCCACAUGUCCAGUGUGGGCUCCAAACGUGGCUUCUUCAGAAAGUUGCCCCCUGUGGAGAGGAGAUAUUUCAAGCGUGUGGUGCUGGCAGCGCGUACUAAACGAGGGCACCUGGUUCUGAAGAGCUUCAAGGAUACCCCGCUGGAGGGCUUAGAGCAGCUGCUGCCGGAACUGAAGGUGCGCACGCCCAUGCUGCAGCGCGCCAUGCUCAACCUGAUGCUGGUGGUCUCGGGAGUUGUGUUCUUCGUCAAUGUGGGCAUGGUGAUACUGUCUGACCUCAAGAUGGCCACCUCCCUGCUGCUACUGCUCUUUGCUGCCUUCAUGGGCCUGAGGGCCUCCAAGGUGUUUGGGCAGCGUAGAAGUGCGCAGGCGCUGGAGCUGGCGCACAUGCUGUACUACCGCAGCACAUCCAACAACUCGGAACUGCUCAGUGCCCUGGCGCUGCGCGCACAGGAGGAGCACAUCAAGGAGGCCCUGCUGGCUCGCAGCUUUCUAGCCCGCUGCCCAGGGGGCGCCCAAGGCCUCCCUGAAGAGACCUCCAAGUGGCUACAGUCUGAAGUGGAGAGCUGGCUUCUAGCCCAGUCCGGCUGUGAUGUGGCCUUCAAUGGAUCUCGGGCCCUAGCCCACCUACAAGCCCUGACUCCUAGCUUGGGCUUGUUCCCACCACCUGAGUUGCCACAACUUGACCCACGGGUCCUAGACACUCCAGAGGCCCCGCAGGCUGCUGCGCCCGGUGGUAGCUACCCCUCAUCCUGACCACUUAAUCACGUCCGGUACUGGCAGGGUGCCAAGCUCCGCCUCCUCCAUAGCAAGGUGUCAAUCGCGGCAACUGUAUCUCCUGCCCGGACUCUUGGUUGUCUACAAGGCCAUUAUUUCUCCUAAGUCAUUAGUUUUGCUAUGCUAUGCACUUAAAGAGUAGUCAGUCAGGGCUGCUGGCAGUUGCUAAGCAGCCUCCUGAGGCCAGCCAAUCAAAGUCAUGUAUCUCAGCUUGUAUUUUAUUUCUCGGCCCCGCCCCUGACGGGAACCUCACCCAGGCCGGGUGGAGGGGGCGGAGUUUGGGGAGGUUUGACACAGCUGCUGGAUUGCAGCUGCUGGAGUUGGCCACUGUGAGCCCGGCCGGGCUGUGAAAGCUGUGCCUGGAGGCCCUGCUUCAUCUUCCGUUUAGUCUGCACAGGACUGGUUGCCACACGCACCUGGGCGGGGCCCACUGCAGCUGGCAAGCCAUUUGGUCCUGGCACAUGGAGGGUGCGUACACUGGGCACCUCAACCACGGGCAGCCAAUCAGAAUUCCUGGAGGAAUUCUGCGAAUCCAUGUGAGAUGAGCCAUCUGUUCUGCAGCUGAUCCGUCCUGGUUGAAGGCAAUGGGAACUGCCUGGCCCAAAGAAGACGGUGGGCCUGCAGCAUUCCACCUCAAGAUCACUCCAGCUCAGGCCCAACCAGCCCUUGCUGCAGAAGCCGCUUUGGUAUGGGUCUCCCUACUGUGCAAUAUUUAUCACUUUACCUUCUUCCAAAGGAAUAA
Chionomys nivalis (European snow vole) is the source of this 2410-nucleotide messenger RNA. It is a transcript of the gene Tmem143, whose product is annotated as transmembrane protein 143. The transcript is spliced from 8 exons. Gene Ontology annotation, cellular component: mitochondrion. The coding region runs from base 268 to 1647 and encodes 459 amino acids. NCBI's taxonomy places the organism in Eukaryota, Metazoa, Chordata, Mammalia, Rodentia, Cricetidae. The record is from RefSeq and is a predicted model, not a curated record.